This is a messenger RNA of Scheffersomyces stipitis CBS 6054, 1215 nucleotides long. RefSeq names its product Hsp90 cochaperone (gene STI1). Lineage: Eukaryota; Fungi; Ascomycota; Pichiomycetes; Serinales; Debaryomycetaceae. Gene Ontology annotation, molecular function: Hsp90 protein binding. Bases 1 to 1215 code for a protein of 404 amino acids. The transcript has a single exon. The record is from RefSeq and is a predicted model, not a curated record.
AUGGGAAUCGACUUAAACAUGCCAGAUAUGCCAGAGCCUCCAGCUGCUUCUUCUGCUUCAGCAUCUGAAGAUGCUUCCGCCUCCGCUGCUACUGAUUCUGCUCCCAAGGCCGAAGAGCCAAAAGCUAAGGAGGUACCAAAGCCCACAGAAGAACCAAAGACUAAGGAAGAGCCAAAAGCAGAAGAGCCCGAAGAUGUUACUAUGGCUGAACCAGAAGAAAACACAAAGGAACUUGCUGACAAGGCUAAAGCUGAGGGUAAUGCCUUAUACAAACAGAGAAAGUUCGAUGAAGCCAUUGCUGCCUACAAUAGAGCCUGGGAUACCCACAAGGAUAUCACUUACUUAAACAACAGAGCUGCUGCCGAGUUUGAAAAAGGCGAUUACGAUGAAACUAUCAAGACCUGUAACGAAGCCAUUGAACAAGGCAGAGAAGUUAGAGCUGACUACAAGAUCAUUGCUAAGUCGUUCGCCAGAUUGGGUAAUGCCUACUUGAAGAAGGAAGAUUUGGAAAAUGCCGUUAAAUACUUUGACAAGUCUUUAACUGAACACAGAACCCCUGAUGUUUUGAACAAAUUAAGAGCAACCCAAAGAGAAAUCAAAAUAAGAGAAGCAAACUCGUACGUUGAUCCAGAAAAGGCCGAAGCUGCUAGGUUAGAAGGUAAAGAAUACUUUACCAAGGGGGACUGGCCAAAUGCGGUUAAGGCUUAUACUGAAAUGGUUAAGAGAGCUCCGGAAGAUGCCAGAGGCUAUUCCAACAGAGCCGCUGCUUUGGCCAAGUUGUUGUCUUUCCCAGAUGCUGUUGAAGACUGUAACAAGGCAAUUGAGAAAGAUCCAUCUUUCAUUAGAGCAUAUAUCAGGAAGGCCAAUGCCCAGUUGGCCAUGAGAGAAUAUGCCCAGGUAAUGGAAACUCUUAACGUAGCACGUGAAAAGGACUUAGCAUUAGGUGAAGGCAAGAACGUUUCUGAAAUUGACCAGUUGUUCAACAAAGCCGCAUCCCAACGUUUCCAAGCAAUUGAAGGUGAAACUGCUGAACAGACAAUGGAAAGAGUCUCUAGGGACCCGGAAAUUGUUUCUAUAUUGCAAGACCCAGUUAUGCAAGGAAUUUUGGGUCAAGCCAGAGAGAAUCCAGCUGCCUUGCAAGAUCACAUGAAGAACCCAGAAGUCAGCAAGAAGAUCAACAUGUUGAUUGCUGCUGGUGUUAUUCGUACAAGAUAA